Pisolithus orientalis is the source of this 1210-nucleotide messenger RNA. Its product is annotated as NUDIX hydrolase domain-like protein. Lineage: Eukaryota; Fungi; Basidiomycota; Agaricomycetes; Boletales; Pisolithaceae. The transcript has 7 exons. The record is from RefSeq and is a predicted model, not a curated record. Bases 8 to 1081 code for a protein of 357 amino acids. Gene Ontology annotation, molecular function: 8-oxo-dGDP phosphatase activity.
GGGUGGGAUGGCUACAAACCCUAGGGAUUCGGAUUUAGGAUUCCUAGACCUCGUCAAUGCUUGCGAUAACUUCAGACUUCCCGCCAAUCACCGUGCUGACAUCCCUUUAUCCUCGUCUGCCCAGGAUACCCUAGUACCAUGGACUCUAACUCAGUCACUUGAUAGUCCCGUGGUAGGCCUACUCAAACCUGAAAUCAUAGACCUCUUGCGCGAGGAAGAACAUGGAUCUUGGGUCAUCCCCGAUCCGGCUAGCGUGCCUCGAACUGCCUAUCGGGUGAGCUUCCACCCGUCGAUCGAUACGCCUGCGAAGCGCACAAAGGUCAUGAGGAAACUCUGUGAGGGAUGGCGCGACAGCGGUACGAUAUACCAGGACAUCAUCGGACCGAUGAAAUGGCGAAACGAGAUGUACCCUGUGUACCGCAAUCCCUUUGGUGUUCACCGUGCCCACGACCCGAAGGCGGGGGAUGAUGAUUCGGACGAUAGUAACUACGCCUUCGAGAUGGAACGUUCCGCCUGUGUUCUAUUCGGUGUGGUUACGUAUGGCGUACACAUGACGAUCUAUCAACAGACGAAUGGUAACGAGAUCCGGAUAUGGGUCCCUACCCGUUCGCGAACGAAGCAGACGUGGCCAGGGUAUCUAGAUAACAGCGCUGCGGGAGGCAUCUCAAGUGGCAUGUCUGCAUUUGAUAGCAUUGUUAAAGAGGCCGCAGAGGAGGCAAGUAUAGAUGAGGAUAUCACCAGGAGGCUCGCGAAAUGCGCAGGAUCCAUCAGUUACUACCUCCAAACUUCAGCAGGUUGGUUACAACCCGAAGUCCAAUAUGUCUACGACAUGAAGAUACCUAACGAUAUUGACCCCAUGCUCUUCCAACCGAAACCUGCGGACGGUGAAGUCGAAUCUUUUGACCUUCUUCCACUCCAUGUGGUCAUUAGCAAGAUGAAGCAGGGGCUUUUUAAGGCAAAUUGUGCUCUUGUGUUGAUUGAUUUCCUUAUCCGUCAUGGGUACUUGACACCAGAAAAUGAUCCCAAUUUUAUGGAAAUUGUUACAAGAUUACAUGGGAGGUUCCACUAUGAUAGGUGGUAGCUCGAAGAUGUGGCUGAUACUUAUAACAAUCAUCUUAGUGUUGACAUUUUCUGCUGAUGUAUCCCUCCUGCUGUGUUGUACUGUUUGGACCCUGGGGGUAUAUAUACUGGUGCUGCAUGUAUGUGCAGG